Molecule: messenger RNA, 1796 nt
Organism: Diabrotica virgifera virgifera (western corn rootworm)
Lineage: Eukaryota; Metazoa; Arthropoda; Insecta; Coleoptera; Chrysomelidae
Product: zinc finger protein 570-like
Exons: 5
Coding region: 200-1531 (443 amino acids)
Biological process (GO): regulation of transcription by RNA polymerase II
Cellular component (GO): nucleus
Molecular function (GO): DNA-binding transcription factor activity, RNA polymerase II-specific; RNA polymerase II cis-regulatory region sequence-specific DNA binding
Source: RefSeq, a predicted model, not a curated record
GUGAUUUUCCAUUGAUUGUCACCAAAUUUUUACUGAUGGAUGGAUAAAAUUAAUAAUAAUUACUGCUGUCUGCUGUGUAUUUUUGCCGUUGGAUUUGGAUAUAAUAAAAGAAAUUGGUAAAAAAUCACUAUUAUAUAUUAUAUCACCGACGGAGCGGUUUGUAUUGUGUUCAGUUUAUUUGAUUUUUGAUUUGUUAGCUAUGGAAUCUAAGAUUGAAAUUAAGGAAGAGUAUCUUGGAAGUGGUCAAAUACACAUAGAAAAUAAACUAUCCACAUUAAUUGAUCCUGGGCAUAUUAAGAGUGGUCCAGAAGAUAACUCAGUUAUGGCUGUAAAAACUGAAAUUAAGGAAGAGUUUGGUGAUGGUGAUCCAAGAUAUGUGGAGAGUCAGGAAUCCACCUCCUUUGAUCCGGAAGGAUUCAAGAAUGAACCUGAAUUUAAUUCAGCUCUGACAAUAAAAGCUGGUGUUAAGGAAGAGUUCCUUGAAGGUGAUCUAAGAUAUAUAGAGCGCCAACCGUCCACUUCCCUUGAUCUGGAAGGAUUGAAGAAUGAGUCAGAUGAUUACAACUCAGAUAGGGCAGUAAAAGCUGAAUUUAAGGACGAGUUCGUUGAAGAUGAUCCAAGAUAUAUAGAGAAUCAACCAUCCACUUCCCAUGAUUUUGGAGACUGCGAGACUGAAGACACAUCAGGCAUUCUUGAAGAGAAUACGCAUCCACCUAUUGAAGAAAACUCAAUAAAAUGUGCUUGUAUGCAAGUUCAGACUGAUGUAAAACCUUACAAGUGUGAAAUUUGUUUUAAACAGUUUAGACAAGAUUGUUCUUUGACAAGACAUUUGAGAGUGCACACUGGGGAAAAACCUUACAAGUGUGAAAUUUGUUUUAAGGGGUAUAGUACAGCAGGUGAUUUGAAAAGACAUUUGAGAGUGCACACUGGGGAAAAGCCAUACAAGUGUGAAGUUUGUUUUAAACAGUUUAGCCAUGCAGAUUCAUUGAAAACACAUUUGAGAGGGCACACUGGGGAGAAACCGUACCAGUGUGAAAUUUGUUGUAAGACAUUUAUUCAAGCAAAUCAUUUGAAAAGACAUUUGAGAGUGCACACUGGGGAAAAGCCAUACAAGUGUGAAGUUUGUUUUAAACAGUUUAGCCAUGCAGGUACAUUGAAAACACAUUUGAGAGGGCACACUGGGGAAAAGCCAUACAAGUGUGAAGUUUGUUUUAAACAGUUUAGCCAUGCAGGUACAUUGAAAACACAUUUGAGAGGGCACACUGGGGAAAAGCUAUACAAGUGUGAAGUUUGUUUUAAACAGUUUAGCCAUGCAAGUACACUGAAAAAACAUUUGAGAGUGCACACUGAAGAAAAAUCGUACACGUGUGAAAUUUGUUUUAAACAGUUUAACCAAGCAAUUAAUUUGAAAACACAUUUGAGAGUACACACAGGGGAAAAACCUUAUGAAUGCGAAAUUUGUAUGAGACAGUUUAAUACAGCAAGUAAUUUAAAAAGACAUUUGAGAGUGCACACUAGGGAAAAUCUUUAAUCAAAGAAACAGCUUUCGAAAAAAAUCCGAAUGUUUAAACCAGCGAUUCCUCUUUUAGUGAGCAUAAAAGUCUUAUCCGCGCUCUUUGUCCCUCUGUGCAAAACAAUCCAAAAUUGACCGAAUUCUGCUUCGCAAUGCUAAAAAGAUUAAUUAGGAUAAAUUAAAAAGCAACAAGGCAAUGGAUACUUGGGUACAAAAGAACCUAGUUAUAUUGUAUGGGAGAUUUUCUGAAGGAUAUUUGUGACGUUAAAUGUCAAAAAUAGAA